CUUCCACAGCAGGUCCCUAGAGCCUUGAAUCUUGGUACUUUUUUACAUUUCCUGUAUUAGCUACCACAUUCAAGACCUGGUUGCCCAACCUACUAUGCAUUAACGCACCAGCCUACCAUGCUACAAGAGAAAACUUGGCUGGGGAAGCUCACAGGCUUGCUGUCAGACUUAACUUCAUAUACAGAGUUCUUGAAUUUGAAAUGGCCGAAAAUUGAUGUGUGUUGAUGUCAUCCAUAUAAUCGCAUCAACACAACCUACUAGUAUUUAUGAUUCAAUGAACAAAGACGUCUGUACAUACUAUAGAGCCUUCUGAUGUUAUUGAAAAAUGAAUCUUAGAAAUCAUACUUUAGUUCUUGAUUCCUGACGCCAUGUAAUGAAGUUAAUUUCCACUCAUGAUGUCAUAGAAAAGAGUGUUUAUUUUGUACAAACUUACUGUUUACUCAUUUUAUGGCACUGUUAUGGCUGAAUGUAAUCAGGAAAUGUUGAAUUUUGGUGACAUAAAUAUUUUAACACUUGACGCCAAUCUUAAUUACGUGGCUCUUGUGGUAAAACAUGGUGUUGAACUUCAUAUCUCCAUCAAGUCAGUUGAAGCAGAGCUCAUGUUCCUGAACACCACAAUACCAGCGGACAUAGCAAGUACCAGUACGUACCAACACAAAGGGACAGUCUCGGAAAUUCUGCCGUCUCCAAAACUGGAGGAACAAGAACAGCCAAGUGAAGCCACGCCUCCUCUGAUGCCAUGUCCUAUACUUGAGCUGUGCUCUGAACUCCCAAAUAUGGUCAUCAAGCCUCCUUACAUCAUCCAAACUCUUGGCUAUGGAAAACAGCUACAUCCACCAAUGAAGAUUUGUAAUGUGGCACAACAGGGUGUGAAUGCAGAAUACAACUCUCUGUUCAUCAAGUUUCUCAGCCUCAACCUUUCUGCAGGUGACGUCUUAUUGCUCAAUGCUGGAAAAGGUCAUCGCUUAACCUCGAAAUCAAACAAACUCGAAACAAUUGAGUUGGCCGGAUUGUCCUUCAGUAUCAUCUUCUACCCUGCAAAAAAGAGGGACCGACGAUUGACAGGAUUUCAGAUGCUGGUGUAUGCAGACAACACUUCGCAGACCCAUGUGGAAUAUUGUAUCAGCAGGGCCCUGUCAACAACAACAAUCUCCCCAAAACAAUAAGGCCUUGAUUUCUUUUCACACUGACUUGAUUAUAAGGGUGCCAUGCCCCCCAAAUUGUGUGACCAUACUGUAAACUGUAAAAAAAAAAGCUGCAUAAGAAGCAAAUUUUUUUCUUUAAGUUGCCCAUAACUAUUGAAUGUGAAGUCGCGUGGCGCAGUGGCGGCAUUUGUGCCUCGUGACCGAGAGGUUGCUGGUUAGAAUCCGACUGCAUGUCACCAAUCUUGUGCCCUUGGGAAAG
Molecule: messenger RNA, 1404 nt
Organism: Branchiostoma floridae (Florida lancelet)
Lineage: Eukaryota; Metazoa; Chordata; Leptocardii; Amphioxiformes; Branchiostomatidae
Exons: 4
Coding region: 459-1166 (235 amino acids)
Source: RefSeq, a predicted model, not a curated record